GCACAGUGUGAUUGUUGAAAAACCUUGAGAGAGUGCUUUUGGGUCUGUUGGCUAAAGAGGCUUGCAGCUAUAAGCUAAGAAACUGCUUCUUUUGUUCUUGAUUCGUUCUGCAUUCAAAGAAACAGGACAUGUACAUUACUUGCAAAUAAACAAGGUUGCAUCUGAGAAAAUACCAGACUCCAUCAAUUUCGACAUCCAACUGGAACAUCCAUAAGGCCCUAAACUUUGACUAGCUGUGUGGGUCAAAAAGGGGCAACAAUACUUCAAAUUUAGCCAAAAACAAGCUUAGAGGCAGAAAAAUAUGUUGUUGAUAGGAAUUUACAGGAGCGAUUUGCAUUGUAUAGCUGAAUUAACUUGGUGUUUGCUUGUUACCUUGUACAUUUCCUUGAUGCUAAACUUACUAUUUUUAAUUCUACAGAAUUACUGGAGAAUGUAAAAUUAAUACAUAAACCAGUAUCUUUGCAACCACGAGGGCUGAUCAAUAAAGGAAACUGGUGCUAUAUCAACGCUACACUGCAGGCUUUGGUUGCUUGCCCUCCAAUGUAUCACCUAAUGAAGUCAAUUCCAGUGUAUUCAAAAUCACAGCGGCCAUGCACCUCAACACCAAUGAUAGACAGUUUUGUUCGUCUAAUGAACGAGUUCACUAAUAUGCCAGUACCUCCUAAAGCAAAACAAGCUUUAGGUGAUAAAAUUGCGAGAGACAUCCGGCCUGGAGCUGCCUUUGAACCAACAUACAUCUAUAGACUGCUCACGGUUAUCAAGUCAAGCCUGUCAGAAAAGGGCAGACAAGAAGAUGCUGAAGAAUACCUGGGAUUUAUCCUAAAUGGGCUACAUGAGGAAAUGCUGACCCUAAAGAAACUUCUUUCCCCACACAAUGAAAAAAUCUGUGUUUCCAAUGGUCCCGAGACACAAUCUGUAAAUGAAGAGGAGGAUCAGGAUGAACAAGGAGAAGGUAGUGAGGAUGAAUGGGAACAAGUCGGGCCCCGCAACAAAUCAUCAGUUACUCGACAGGCUGACUUUGUUCAGACUUCUAUUACUGAUAUUUUUGGUGGUCACAUAAGAUCUGUGGUUUACCAGCAGAGUUCUAAGGAGUCUGCCACUCUGCAGCCAUUUUUCACUCUACAACUGGAUAUCCAGUCUGACAAGAUACGCACAGUCCAGGAUGCAUUGGAAAGCUUGGUGGCAAGAGAGUCUGUCCAGGGUUACACCACAAAAACCAAACAGGAGGUGGAGAUCAGUCGAAGGGUGACCCUAGAAGAGCUCCCUCCUGUUCUUGUGUUACACCUCAAAAGAUUUGUAUAUGAGAAAACUGGUGGAUGCCAGAAGCUGAUCAAGAAUAUUGAGUAUCCCGUUGACCUGGAAAUUAGUAAAGAGUUACUAUCUCCAGGUGUGAAAAGCAAGAUUUUUAAAGGCCAAAGAACCUACCGGCUCUUUGCAGUUGUCUAUCAUCAUGGAAACAGUGCAACUGGUGGCCAUUACACUACAGACGUCUUCCAGAUUGGUCUUAAUGGCUGGUUACGCAUUGAUGACCAAGCAGUCAAAGUGAUAAAUCAGUACCAGGUGGUGAAGCCGUCUGCUGAACGCACAGCCUACCUCCUGUACUAUCGCCGAGUUGACCUGCUGUGAAACUUCCCUCUUUAUGCUGUGUGUGCAAGAUACCUGCUUUGUAGAACGCCAACUAUCACUAACUUUUUUCCUCCUUUAAAUGCUCGGUUGAGUGAAUCCUUUUUUCCCUUGCAACUAUGGGCUAGAUGAAAAAGGAAACUACCUUGGGGGUUGUGCACAACAUAGUUUGUGUGUUGACUUUUGACUUUCCAGAAUGAAGUCAUUUGGUUGAAAGACUCAGUCUCACAAAUCACAAAAAGAUAAAAUAUCUCUGAGUUAAUGCUGAAUCCUAAGAUGAUAAAGGGGGUUUGCAUUUGAGUCCCACUUUUGAAUUGCGUAGUAGAAGAAAACCCUGCACCAGCAACAAAACUUGUAGAUUUCUGUGAAAAUAAGUUUUAUCUUUACUUAAAUAAAAAAAAAACUAAAAAAAAAAAACCAAAAACCUCUCUGCUCCCCCAGUAGUUUUUGAUAAAUGGUAAAACAUGAGCCAGAGGGUAUCAGGAGACAAUGGUUCUGUGUGCUUCAAAACAAUGUACAAAAAAGUACAAAAUGGAGAGUUGCUGGUUCCUAAUAGGAAAAAAAACACAUUUUAAUAAUUGUGCGAUGAGAAACUGCUUAAGUACACAUUGCAGAUCAAAUAUUUGGAGUUAAAAUGUUAGUCUAUAUAGAUGGGUGAUUGUAACUUUAUUGCUAUUAAGAGAUUUCAAACGCAUUUAUGCUUCUGUGUACACAAGAUUUUAAAAAAUGGGCAAAAUAAUGAAGAUUGAUAUUUCUUUAAGUCUGCUUUGUUUAAUUUUGCUGUCUGCUCUCCUAUAAUGUUGAAUUCCUAAUUGUACACAGUUUAGUGAUAUCUAGGAGUAUAAAGUUGUUGCCCAUCAAUAAAAGUCACAAAGUUGGUUUAAA
Messenger RNA from Chelonoidis abingdonii (Abingdon island giant tortoise), 2508 nucleotides. The record is from RefSeq and is a predicted model, not a curated record. NCBI's taxonomy places the organism in Eukaryota, Metazoa, Chordata, Testudines, Testudinidae.